Peromyscus leucopus (white-footed mouse) is the source of this 4394-nucleotide messenger RNA. RefSeq names its product phospholipase A2 group IVC (gene Pla2g4c). The record is from RefSeq and is a predicted model, not a curated record. The transcript has 19 exons. The coding region runs from base 555 to 3107 and encodes 850 amino acids. Gene Ontology annotation, cellular component: nucleoplasm; cytosol; nuclear envelope. NCBI's taxonomy places the organism in Eukaryota, Metazoa, Chordata, Mammalia, Rodentia, Cricetidae. Gene Ontology annotation, molecular function: calcium-dependent phospholipid binding; calcium ion binding. Gene Ontology annotation, biological process: glycerophospholipid catabolic process.
AAUAUUCUUGAGAGCAAGAUAGCAGAGGUUAUGCCCUCCUUCCACCAGAGUCAGAAGCUCACUGAAGACAGAAGGAGCUUUACUUUUGCAUUCAGAAGCUGAAAGAAGACUGUAGAGCUAUCACAUGAAAACAGGAACGGGCUAGCUAGUAAACGUUGACCUCGUUUGGGUCCAGGGAAGCAAGGAGAUUAGGAAUCAAUGGUCAGGGGCAGUCAGGUUCAGGAAUCAACAGGAUGCUGUGGAAACGGGGUCCUUGGAGGAUGACAAGUUAGUAGACUUUCAGGCUGGGUUUCCUUUAAAUGCACCACCCAGGCAUUUCUCUGAUAACUUGAAGUAACCCACGACCUAGUCCCCCAGUAUAUAUUGCUGGUUGCCACUCUUUCCCGUCUAUCUUUCCUCUGUGCUGGAGGCUUGUGGAGUAUCCCUGGGGUCUAAACCACAGCUAGAACCAAUACUGACCUCAGAACUCCCAUCAACUCACCACAAAGUAGGACGUGGCUGUGCCACAGGAAAAAAGUCUGCAGACAUUAAAAGUAGUUGAAGAACUUGGGAAGAUGAACCCUGAAGAGUCUUCCAAAUCACAACCAUCCAAUACACAUAUACGCCCUGAGGUUUACUUUGCCACUGGACUCCAGGAAGAAGAGAAGGCAGCUGUGAACAAACGUAGCCCCAAGGUGUUGGAGGCUCUGCAAAAGCUGAACAUCCAGGCUGAGCAGGCUCCAGUCAUUGCUGUCCUAGGCUCUGGUGGGGGGCUGCGGGCCCACAUCGCUUGUCUUGGGGUACUGAGUGAAAUGAAAGAACUUGGCCUGUUGGAUGCUGUCACAUACCUCGCAGGGGUCUCCGGGUCCACUUGGGCAUUGUCUUCAUUCUACAUCAACAAUGGGAAUAUGGAAGGGAUGGAAGAGGAGCUGAAACAUCGAUAUGAGCACAAUAGGUGGCCCUUUGGAGAGAGCCUGAAGAAAGCCAUACAGUCAGCAAGGAGGGAGAAUUACUCCAUGACUGAUUUUUGGGCCUAUUUUGUUGUUUCUAGGCAAACCAGAGAGCUGCAGGACUCCAAUUUGUCCAGCAUAAAGAAACAAGUGGAAGAAGGCCUGCUGCCUUACCCAAUCUUUGCAGCCAUCGAUGGUGACCUUCAGCCUGACUGGAAGAAGAGAAAAACUCAGGAGUCCUGGUUUGAAUUCACCCCUCACCAUGCUGGCUACCCUGCACUUGGGGCUUUCGUUCCCAUCACACAGUUUGGAAGCAGAUUUGAGAAUGGAACACUGCUUAGUCCUGAGCCUGAGAGAGACUUGACUUACCUGAGAGGUUUAUGGGGAAGUGCUCUAGCUGAUAUUGAAGAUAUUAAGAAAUAUAUUUGGGACAUGUUAAGGGAUCUGAGAGAAAAAUUGAAGCAGAAAGAGGUUAAAGCAGCGACAUGCAUGGAAUCUCCAGAGGUGCAGGUGGAUGAGGCGCUCUUGGAUUUAAUGAUGGCUUAUGUCAAAGAUCAGAAUGACCCCAGCAUCAAGGAUAAGCUCCGGGCCCUGCAGCAGGUUCUGAGUGCUGAGAGAGAGGAAACUAUUGCUCUACAACACAGUCACUGUCAGGUGACCACAAGUGAUGAGGUGGAGUGGGCUAAACAGUGGCUCUUGGGAGAUGGCAUGGGUCCAUCCUGCAGCGGGUCAUCAGCUGGGUUUCUUGUAGCAGAUGAGUUUGGCAAACAGAGAUACAUCUGGCUGGCUGAGAUAGUCCAGAAUUGGGAUGAGAUCUCUCCCAAGGAGAAGGAGCAGUUUCUGGAAUAUCUGUUGUACUGCUUAAUGAGGCCACGAGAGCUUCAUGAGGGCGCCAAGUCCAACUCGAUGAGCCGGAUUGAGGGUUCAAUCCAGGAUGUUUUUACUUUUCUGAGUAAAACUGGAAUUUGUUGUUGGAGGUGGGAGUGGGGAACUGUCUACAACUUCCUCUACAAACACGGUAACAUCACAGAUGAGGCCAUACAGAGCCGGGAGUUUCUGCAUCUGGUGGACGCUGGUUUAGCCAUCAACACUCCCUACCCGCUUGUUCUGCCUCCAGCUCGUGAAGCUCACCUCAUCCUCUCGUUUGACUUCAGUGCUGGGGACCCGCUAGAGACCGUCAGGGCCACAGCAGACUACUGCCGAUGCCAUGCAAUCCCUUUUCCUGAAGUGAGGGAGGAUCAGCUGAAGGAAUGGGCCAAAGCCCCAGAGAGCUGCUACAUCCUCAGAGGGGAGACUGGACCUGUUGUCAUGCAUUUUACUCUGUUCAACAUAAACAACUGUGGAGAUGACAUUGAGACGUGGAGAAAGAAAUAUGACACAAUGAAACUCUCUGACUCCUACACACCAGAUCUGGUGGAAGAUUUGCUGAGAGUGUCUAAGGAAAAUGUCCAGAUGAACAAGGAUAAUAUCCUCAAUGAGAUGAGGAAAAUAGCUGUGAAACCUGUCACCUUCCCAGGGGUGACUAAGGAGGACUGCUGGGGAGACACAGUGCAGCAUGCCCAACGCUCUCGGACUGUGGAGAUCAAGAUGUCCAACAACACGGACAUAACAUUCAGUGAGCCCUUGAAACCUGUCACCUUCCCAGGGGUGACUAAGGAGGACUGCUGGGGAGACACAGUGCAGCAUGCCCAAAGCUCUCAGACUGUGGAGAUCAAGAUGUCCAACAACACGGACAUAACAUUCAGUGAGCCCUUAUACUACUUGCAGAGUGGGCAUGUACUAGUGGACCCACCACCUCUGCUGUCUCCAGAGUCCACUAUCAACUGUUCCUUUGUGAAGAAGAGCUCCAGCUUCCAGGGCACUGUGGGCAUACUGGUCUACCAGGGCCCAAGUGUUCACUUGGCAUUGCUGUUCUCUGUUCCCUUCAACUAUGCCCUUCACAGAAUUGAGUUUGCCUUAGCCAUCAUAACUGAGCCAGUCUCCAGAGACCUGGAGAGCGUCUUUGAUGACAUCAUUCAGGGCAAAGGGUCUCCGGAGCUAAAGGCAGCAAAGUGUGAUCUUCAGAUUCCUCAUGGGACCCUGAAGCUGGAACACGAUUCCUUGAUCAUCAGAGCCACAAUGUCCAACAUCCAUGUGGCUAAACUGGAUGUAGUGGUUGAGACCAAAAAAGCUCCUUAAAAGUCUCUUUCCUCCAUCCAUAGCUGCUCGUCUUAUACUUCUAGUCACAUUGCUUGGCUCUGUAAAAAGAGAGACCUCAACUGAAAUCAUGGUCCGUCUCUGCAGAGCCAAGGAACUCUAAGAAGACAACUAUUCUGUAAAUGCUUGCUGCUUGACCAACAGAUUGAUGAUGCAUUUCUUAGUCUCUCAGCACCCUCCUGCAUCCUGUGUCACCCAUGAUGUCUCCUUUAUUCUUCAUUCCCUGCCAUGCUGGUGUGGCUUGCCUUCCACACUUUUCUCCCUCAACAACUUCCCUUCCAUCUGCUUUAGAUAGAUACCUUCAUUGUCUGUCUUGUCUGCUGCCUCACCCUUCCUUUCUACUCCUUCCACUAGUAAAUCAGUGGUCAGGCUUGAUGGCUCUGCAUCUGACUUGGGUCCUGGUCCCACGAUUUGCUCACUAUCAGAACACAGGCAAGUCCUUUCACAUGUGAGCCUUACUUUCAUCAUCUGUGGAGUAGGUAAUUGUGUCUGUGUCCUGGGAGGCUCAUAUCAAUUAAGUCCUAAGACCUUAGACCAGCUCUGGUAAAGGCAAAGUUUUCAAGAGGCAUUACUUGUUAUUUUUUUUCCAAGCCAAUAUUCUUUUCUUUUGAUUAAAACAUUGUAAUUUUUAGAUGGUGUAUAAGAUAAUUGGGUUCAUCAUGCCUUUCUAUAGCCAUAGAUAAUUGUAUUUGUUAAUAUUUGUUCCCCAUUACCUCCCUUUGGCCCUACUUCCUUCUCAUGUGGGUCUCCUUCCUCCCUCCAAAAAAUCCUCUCCUGCUCUUGUGUCAUAUGUAUGUGUGCAUAAAUAUGUAUUUUAACCUCAAUUUUGCAUAUAAAAGAAGACAUGCAAUAUUUGUCUUUUUUCUCUCCUAAUUUCCCUCUUGUCAUCUAUCUCUUUGGACUUCUCUCCUGACACCAAAUUGUCCCUCUUUCACUUUUACAACAUACGUAAUACAUAGAGAUAGAUAAGACAAAGAAAUAGAUAGGUGAUAGAUGAUAGAUAUGAGGCAUAUAGAUAAGAUAGAUAAUUAGUAGAUAGUUCAAGGUAGAUAGUUAAGAUAGACAGAUGAUAAAUAGAUGACAGAAGAAUGAUAGUAGGUAGAUACUGAGAUAGCUGUUACACUUAGGAAGGAAAACAUGAUAGUUGUCUUUUUGAGGCUGGGUUAUUUUGCUUAACAUGAUGGACUCCAGGUCUGUUCAUUUCCCACAAACAAUGUAACUUCACUCUUCUUGAUGGCUCAAUAAAUGUAAAGACUGCUUUGAGUUGAA